CUUAAAACCAUGACGCAUUAUCUGAAUCCCACCCUCCACCUUUCCUGCCGCUGGGAGCGAAUCUCUCUGCGUCGGCGGACAGUCGCCGCCGGUGAAGUUCCGGUUAGAUCAACUGAGCAACAAAGCAUCAGCCAUGGCUGAUCUGCAGACCCCUCUGCGACCAAAAAGGAAGAAAGACAUAGCAGACUAUUUAGUUAAAUUCCGAUGGAUACUCGUCAUCUUCAUCGUCCUUCCAAUUUCUGCCGCCAUCUCCUUCCUUAAUUACCUCGGUGAACUAAUCUCUGCAACGAAAUCAUAUAAAAAACGUGAAAAGGAACACGAAGAAAAUCUCAGAAAAGUUGUUAAUCGUCUGAAGCAAAGAAAUCCCAAGAAAGAUGGCCUUGUUUGCACAGCCAGAAAGCCAUAUAUAGCCGUUGGCAUGCGCAAUGUUGAUUAUAAACGUGCUCGACAUUUUGCCGUUGAUCUUUCAGCUUUUAAAAAUAUUCUCUGCAUUGACACUGAAAGAAUGGUUGCUAAGCUUGAACCUCUUGUCAAUAUGGGCCAAAUUACAAGAGCCACAGUUCCUAUGAAUCUAGCUCUUUCAGUCGUUGCAGAGUUUGAUGAUCUGACCGUUGGAGGUCUAAUCAAUGGGUAUGGCAUUGAAGGAAGCUCACAUAUCUAUGGUCUUUUCUCUGAUACUAUCGUUGCUUUAGAAGUAGUGCUUGCUGAUGGGAGUGUAGUUAGAGCCACAAAAGAUAAUGAGUACUCUGACUUAUUCUAUGCUAUUCCAUGGUCUCAAGGAACAAUUGGACUACUUGUUUCUGCAGAGAUUAAGCUUAUACCAAUCAAAGAGUAUAUGAAGUUAACUUAUAAACCUGCAAGAGGGAACUUGAAGGAACUUGCAAAGGCUUUUGCUGAUUCUUUUGCACCAACAAAUGGUGACCAAUCUAAGGUUCCAGAUUUUGUUGAGGGGAUGAUAUACAGUCCUACUGAGGCUGUGUUCAUGACUGGAGUUUAUGCUUCUAAGGAAGAGGCUAAGAAAAAAGGAAAUGUGAUAAACAAUUAUGGAUGGUGGUUUAAGCCCUGGUUCUACCAAUAUGCGCAGAAAGCAUUGGAGAAGGGAGAGUUUAUUGAAUAUAUUCCGACGAGGGAGUAUUAUCAUAGGCACACCAGAUCUAUAUAUUGGGAGGGGAAGCUUAUAUUGCCAUUUGGGGAUCAGUGGUGGUUCAGAUGGCUUCUGGGUUGGAUGAUGCCUCCAAAGCUUUCGCUGCUUAAGAUCACACAAGUAGAAGCUAUUAGAAAUUACUAUCAUGAUAGGCAUGUGAUACAGGAUGUUUUGAUUCCUCUUUAUAAAGUUGGUGAUGCUCUUGAAUUUCUUCACCAAGAAAUGGAGGUUUAUCCCCUCUGGCUCUGCCCACACCGCCUGUUCAAAAAGCCAGUGAAAACCAUGAUCUUUCCAGAACCAGGCUUCGAGCUCCACCAUAGGCAGGGAGAUACGAGCUAUGCCCAAAUGUUUUCAGACAUUGGUGUCUACUACGCUCCAGGACCUGUCAUCAGAGGCGAGGAGUUCAAUGGAGUUGAGGCUGUUCAUCGGCUCGAACAGUGGUUGAUUGAAAAUCAUGGAUUCCAACCUCAGUAUUCAGUAUCUGAACUCAAUGAGAAGAACUUUUGGAGGAUGUUCGAUGGCUGCCUUUAUGAGAAAUGCCGUUUGAAAUAUGGGGCUGUGGGAACCUUCAUGAGUGUCUACUACAAGUCGAAGAAAGGUAGGAAGACUGAGAAGGAAGUUCAGGAAGCCGAGGCAGCUGUUCUAGAGCCUGCAUAUGCUGAAGAGACCGCACGAGUUUCUGAUGCUCAAUGAAGAAGAAUCUCAGAAUGCUGAACUUGUAUUAUUGUAUCCCGUUAUCUUCUUGUUUUUCUGGACUCUCCAGUGAAGUGGCCCAGUAAUCCUUUUUAUAUGUUUUCUGUUUUGAAACAUAUAUAAUUGCUAAGUGCAUAUUUCAUAGAUGUUGA
Molecule: messenger RNA, 1989 nt
Organism: Dendrobium catenatum
Lineage: Eukaryota; Viridiplantae; Streptophyta; Magnoliopsida; Asparagales; Orchidaceae
Product: delta(24)-sterol reductase
Exons: 3
Coding region: 134-1837 (567 amino acids)
Biological process (GO): steroid metabolic process
Cellular component (GO): cytoplasm; membrane
Molecular function (GO): FAD binding; oxidoreductase activity, acting on the CH-CH group of donors, NAD or NADP as acceptor
Source: RefSeq, a predicted model, not a curated record